Chelmon rostratus (copperband butterflyfish) is the source of this 3374-nucleotide messenger RNA. RefSeq names its product nuclear receptor subfamily 1, group D, member 4a (gene nr1d4a). The transcript has 8 exons. Gene Ontology annotation, molecular function: nuclear receptor activity; zinc ion binding; RNA polymerase II cis-regulatory region sequence-specific DNA binding. The record is from RefSeq and is a predicted model, not a curated record. Gene Ontology annotation, biological process: hormone-mediated signaling pathway; positive regulation of transcription by RNA polymerase II; cell differentiation. NCBI's taxonomy places the organism in Eukaryota, Metazoa, Chordata, Actinopteri, Chaetodontiformes, Chaetodontidae. The coding region runs from base 380 to 2104 and encodes 574 amino acids.
GCUGACUCCACUUUCUUGGAAUUCAUGAGAAACGUUUAAUCUUCGCUCGUGCAACAUCACGCGCGCUCGAGCCAAGGCGCGGUAACCAGAGAGAGCAUCCAGGUAUCUCUGAGGAGACCAGCUUCACUAACCCACCUUCCUCAGACCAGAAUUGAGCACUGACAGAGACGCCGGUCUGCCGUUUACUGGGGAAUCUUAACGUGCACUGGACGCAUUUCCAUCACUUCUUCCCACUUUUGCGCUCCAUGGGGCAGGUGUUAUACGCAAACCUGUUUAUUGACUUUUCCACCUAUCUUCAAAAGACUUUUGUUCCAGUCUAGUGACAGUCACGGACGUCUACCUUCAAGUCUGUUGAAAGUCAUCGACAUCAACAAGAGAAAUGGAUAACAGCCCUGGAGGUGGAGUCAUCCUGUAUGCAGGCUCCUCUGGCAGUUCCAGCCCCAGCCCUGGCAGCCCCUCCAGCGGGUACCAGACACAGUCACCGUCUUCACACUCCCAGCCCUCAUCUCCAGAGGAGGUUACCUUCACAGAGAUUGGGGCAUUGAAACAGAGGGGAGGCGGGUGCACCACCCCAUCCUCCAAACUGGUGUUCCAGUUCCCAGAGGUCUACAGUGGCCCCACAGCAGCAGCCACUCCACAGCAUACCUAUGCACACCCCAUCGCAGGAAAAAGGCCAUGCGGGUUCACAGGAACUUUCACAAAGACGGGUGGAAUGGUCCUGCUUUGCAAAGUCUGCGGGGACAUUGCAUCUGGUUUCCACUAUGGAGUGCAUGCAUGUGAGGGUUGUAAGGGCUUUUUCCGCCGCAGCAUCCAGCAGAACAUCAACUACAAGAUGUGUGUGAAGAAUGAGAACUGUCUGAUCAUGCGCAUGAACCGCAACCGGUGCCAGCACUGCCGCUUCAAGAAAUGUCUCUCUGUUGGCAUGUCAAGAGAUGCUGUGCGUUUUGGCCGCAUCCCUAAGAGAGAGAAGCAGCGACUUCUGGAUGAGAUGCAGAGCUACAUGAACAGCCUAAAUGAGUCAGCCGCCAUGGAAAUGGAGCCCUCUUCAGUGAGGGACACCCCCCCCAGCACAGAAGAUGGCAACUCAAAAGAGGCCAUUGGGGCUAUCUCAAGAGCCUACCGGGACAUCUUCACCAGCACCACCAGCAGCAGCCAGGAGAGAGCAGCCAAGAGGGCCAACAUCACUACCACCGCUAACAACAACACACCUCCCUUUUCUCGGGAUGCCAGUUUUCCACGAGUCUCCCCUCACCCCACCCCUGCCCACACUUAUCAGUCUUGCCCUGUUGCACCUGCCACUCUAUGUCCAGUUGCCCCUAAUGAAAACCAACAUACAUUCCACAGUGUGGACAACAGUCGCUAUACUUACUUAGUGUCAACUAAUCAGAAUCAUGAUCAGUCAACACGUCAAAGGGGCGCCUCUGCCAAUCAUAACAGUUUUCACAAUGCAGGAAGUAACCAAAAUCAGCCCUCCUGCCCAUGGAAAUUAGCUCAAGGAGCUAAAGUGCUGGCCUGUCCCCUAAAUGCAUGGCCUGUAUCAGGGCCCGAACGUUCGAGUCAGGAGAUAUGGGAAUCCUUCUCUCAGUGUUUCACUCCUGCUGUCAAGGAAGUGGUAGAGUUUGCCAAGGGCAUCCCAGGAUUUCAGGAGCUUAGCCAACAAGACCAGGUCAUGCUGCUCAAAUCAGGCACCUUCCAGGUUUUGAUGGUGAGGUUCUGCACCUUGUUCAAUGCCGAGGAGCGUACAGUCACCUUCCUGAAUGGCCAAACAUACCCCCUGUCCACCCUGCGCGCCUUAGGCAUGGGCUCUCUGCUGGAUGCAAUGUUUGAGUUCAGUGAGAAGUUGGGCUCCCUGGGGCUAGAGCCUGAUGAAAUGGCCCUCUUUAUGGCUGUGGUGCUGGUCUCUGCAGACCGUUCUGGCAUCUCGGACAUGCAGGCUGUGGAGCAGCUACAGGAGGGUCUGAUCCGUGCCCUACGGUCGCUGAUUACCCGCCGUCGCCCAGAUGACACCGCCCUCUUCUCCAAACUCCUCCUGCGCCUGCCGGACCUUCGCACCCUCAACAACCUGCACUCCGACAAACUGUUGGCCUUUCGCAUUGACCCUUGAUCAAACCGCUUGUUCAUAGAGCACAGAGACACAAGCUGUUAUACGCAAGACUAUACAAUACAACACAUAAACACACACACACACAAACGCACAUAGAUAUUAUCUUCCAAGGACAAGACUUGCUUGAAAAGUAAGGACCAAGGAAUAGGGCAAUCUGAGGAGUAAGGAGGAAACGGAAAAGUAAGGGCAGUAGCGAACAUAUUUUUGAUUUGUUAUUGAUCUUCAUGCAAUGUUUUGAGACAAAUAAACAUACACAUACAAACUCAUGUAUACAUAUAAACCACAACACCUCUUCAGAGACAUUGUUCCAAUAAAAGAAUAUCAUGUAGAGUUAUUAUUACCCUUUUGGACAAAUCAUCUGUGCACUUGCUCAUUAUAUCCAGUGUACUUAAGAAUAAAAGCUGGUUCACUUUUGUUUAUUCCUUAACUCGUACAGUAUCAACAGGCCAUCACUAAGCAGAGGCUGAAAGAUUAUGUAGCUCCAAACCGUUAACCGUUAUUACUUAGGGACCAUUAGUUAUGAUUGACUAUGUGUCAGUUUGUGUUUAAGAGAAAGGGAACCUGUAUAUAGUACAUAGCAAAAAUCUGAAAUGCUAAGGUAAUUGUGUAUCACUGUUUCACAAACAUGCCAUCUGCAUUAGCACUGCAAUGAGACCACUAUUUUAAUGUGUCACUUGUAGACAAUAGGAUGCAUUCUGUCUCUUACUAUUUUUAACCGAUCUUCCAGAAAACAUUUGACAGACCUUGGAUUUAAAUAUGCCAACUUCAUAGAUCAAUGGCAUUUUAUGUAAUUUCACAAAAGCAUUGUGUCUGCAUCACUAUAUCGUAUCACAUCUGGACUGGAUGGAGAUGCUCCAUGCAUGUUGGGUUUUGUAGUUCCUUUGUUUAUUUCUGUUGCUGUAAAUAUUAUGUUACCCAAAUGUCUAUGUAUCAAUGACUGAACUAAUAUAAUGGAUCGGACAGCUGAGUUCGGUGUAAAGGAGAAUGUAUUGACCUUCCUGUACCAGGUAGGGGUUUGGCAAUGCUAAGGGGACUUUGCACAGGAGAAUAUUUAGUAGGGAUUCUCAGAUGGUUUAGACCCACUUCCUGCUAUCAGAUGAUGUAACCAACCAGCAUAAUCCCUGAAAUCACCAGCACUCACUCCACAUGCACCCUUCCUCCACCCCCAAUGUUUGUCAUACAAACACAAGAGAUAUUUUUGGGUGGGAGAUCGUGUUUGAUUGGUCCUCACACUGUUUGCUUAUUUGAUUAUGGCUGAUUGAGGACAUCU